AUGCCUUCCAGCAGUAAUGCAUCGAACGGCACCUCGUCAUCGACACCAAUCACAUCAAAAUACUCAAGACGAAUGACAUGUUGGCAAUUGAUAAUUUCGGCAAUUCUCAUUGGUCUUGGCUCAUUUUUACUGUUUGGAAGUCUAAUUACACACACUGUUGUCGUGCCAAGUGUUGUUAAAAGCAGCAUUGAAGAUAACUCGCGCCUAAUCAACGGAUCAGUCCUGUGGCAGAAAUGGACCAUGCCCGAGUACAAGAUUCGCUUCAAUUUAUUCGUUUACUCAAUGAAAAAUCCGGAUGAAUUUAUGAAUGGAGCGAUUCCAGAAGUUUCCGGAUCCGGACCAUACGUUUUUGAUAAGAAACUCGAGAAUCGGGUGGUUUCGGCGUCGAAUGGAACUGUAAAGUAUCAGCGAUUUUUGUCCUAUAAGUUUAACGAAGACGAAUCAUGUCAAACGUGUAUUUUGGGCAAUCGGAUUUGGGUUCCCAAUAUGAUUUAUCAGAAAUUCGUCGAAGCAGCGUCGACAGAAGGAAUGAAAGCGGCCGCAACGACCCUCUUGUCCCAAACGGCAUUUCUAGAAGUGGAAGUCGAAGAAUUGCUAUUCGAAGGAUACAAAGACCCAUUUCUGGACAAGGUCUGCGAAAUUCCAUUCAUGAAUUUCGUUUGUGAGGCGAUUUUGGAUGUUCCCGAGCGAAUUGGACUGUUCUUCGAGGCCAAUAACACGGCUAGCAAGAUGUAUGAAAUCGACGAUGGCACUGAGAAUCCAGAGAAUUUAGGGAAGAUUCUGAAGUAUGACGAUGAGCAAUUGUUGGAUGAAACGUGGUGGAGUACGGAGGAGUCGUUGAAGAUUCGAGGCACCGAUGGGUCGCUGUUUCAUCCUUUUUUGAGGAAAGACGAGAAAUUAUGGGUUUAUGUCGCCGAGUUGUGCCGAUCGAUUUGGCUGGAAUUUAAGGAAGAAGUCGAGUAUCGUGGCCUAAAAGCGUAUCGAUACGUCGUACCGCCCGAGGUGUUCGAUAUAAGACAUCCGGGAAACGAGGGUUACUGUAAUCCAUCAGAAAAACAAUUCUUCUCUGCACAGUCUAAUGAUUCGUCUGGUUGCAUGCCAAAAGGUCUUCUAGAAAUUUCCAAAUGUCAAAAAUCGCAACCACCGAUUACGAUUUCGCUGCCCAACUUCCUUUUUGCACCUGAUGAAGUGAGACAAAGUGUUAAAGGGCUGAAUGAGACGGACGAUAUUCGAGACUCGAUUGUUGUGGAUAUUGAGCCGCGAGUCGGUGCGGUCCUCUAUGCUCGACGUGUAUCUCAAGUGAACAUUGAGAUGUGGAAGGGCAAAAAUUUGACGUUCCCAGUGAACCUGAAAAAGAUGAAAUCCGCGUUGAUCCCGGUGAUCAUUCUACACGAAACUUCGGAAAUCGACGAUGACUCGUUGGAACAAAUCCGUUCUCAGCUAUAUGAAACCGAACAAAUCGCAUACACUUCUUGUAAUAUUAUGAUGAUCAUUGGAGCGAUCUUGCUGCUUCUCGGCAUUCUAUUUUUAGCGUUUUCGCUCGGUCUUUUCGAUUCUCUGCUCGGCCGUCGACCGAAACGAUCUGAUGGCCUAUCUCCAGAACCUCUUCCACCGUAUAUUCCAAAAGGAGAACCCAAUGGAUUCCAUACUAAUCACGCCUACAUGUGA
Caenorhabditis briggsae is the source of this 1668-nucleotide messenger RNA. It is a transcript of the gene Cbr-scav-2, whose product is annotated as Protein CBR-SCAV-2. Gene Ontology annotation, molecular function: scavenger receptor activity. The coding region runs from base 1 to 1668 and encodes 555 amino acids. Gene Ontology annotation, cellular component: membrane; cytoplasm. NCBI's taxonomy places the organism in Eukaryota, Metazoa, Nematoda, Chromadorea, Rhabditida, Rhabditidae. The transcript has 8 exons. The record is from RefSeq and is a predicted model, not a curated record.